AUGGAAGAUCAAGUGCACAAGCCGCAUCGCAAGUCCAAGGACAAAAAGGACAAGAAGCAGCAUACAGGCGAGCGCAACCCAAAGGCGUUUUCUUUCGCCAGGCCUGGCAAGCUCCAGAGACAAGCGGCGAGAUCGCAAGAUAUUAAGGAAAAGCGCCUCCAUGUUCCGCUCGUUGAUCGAUUGCCCGAUGAGGCCCCGCCUCGACUCGUUACCAUCGUUGGCCCUCCCGGCGUAGGAAAGACGACCUUGAUGAAGUCGCUCAUUAGACGAUAUGCCAAAGAAACUAUAUCUGACCCUCAGGGCCCUGUAACGGUCGUCACAUCGAAGAAGCAGCGCCUAACCUUCGUCGAGUGCCCAAACGAACUAGAGGCUAUGGUCGACAUCGCAAAGGUUGCCGAUAUUGUCCUCUUGAUGAUUGAUGGAAAUUAUGGCUUUGAGAUGGAGACUAUGGAGUUUCUCAACAUCCUUGCUGCUACAGGUAUGCCAGGAAACGUCUUUGGGAUCUUGACACAUCUCGAUCUCUUCCGGAAGCCACAGGCGCUUAAAGAUGCCAAGAAGCGUCUCAAGAGGAGACUUUGGACGGAGCUGUAUCAGGGCGCCCACCUCUUUUACCUCUCCGGUGUCAUGAACGGCCGAUAUCCUGACCGCGAAAUCCAUAACUUGUCGCGCUUCCUCUCUGUCAUGAAGAACCCACGUCCUCUCGUCUGGCGCAAUUCUCACCCUUACUCUAUCAUUGACAGCUUUCGAGAUAUCACACACCCUACCAAGAUCGAGGAAGAUCCUAACUGCGACCGAUCGAUUGUACUGUCUGGGUACCUGCGAGGCACAAAUUUUGCGUCGCACAAUCAACGAGUCCACGUCCCUGGUCUGGGUGAUUUUACAGUAUCUAAUAUGGAGGUUAUGCCAGACCCUUGUCCAACACCAUCGAUGGAGCUGGCAAUGGCGAAGAUCACAGGCAAGACUGGACGAAGGCGACUUGACGAAAAGGAAAAGAAGCUUCAUGCUCCCAUGUCGGAUCGCAGUGGCUUGAAGAUCGACGGUGACGCCAUCUGGAUCACCAGUGACAAGGGCUUCAGCUUCGACCGGGAGGAGGAUGAUGAUGCCGAGCGAGGAGAAGGAGAAGAGAUGAUUGUUGGUCUUCAAACUGAGCGAAAACUUCUUGGCCAAAUGGAGGGUGGCGUGCAGCUUUUCAAGGGUGGCAACCAGGUUGAGGCAGUGCCAGAAGAAGAAGAAGACACUGGACGAAAAACACAUCGCAAACCUAGGUUUGCUCAAAGAGAAGAGGGCGAUGAUGACCAAAACGAGGACGAUGAAGGUUUUGUCAGUGGCGACGAAGACUUGGACUCGGAUGCUGAGGUUGAAUUCAAUGAAGGCAAGUUGGGCAAGAUGUUCCGUAAGGAUGCCGAUAAGGAACUCGGUGAAGACGAUCUUGUAUUUGCCGAUAGUGACUCGGACCUUGGUGCCUUGUCUGAUGAGGAAGAGGUGGAAGAGGACGAAGAAUACGAUUCAGAUGAGGAAGCAGCAGCAUUGAGGUGGAAGGACAACUUGAACGGCACUGCAAUGAAGCUUCAUGGCAAGAGACGCUCGUAUCACACCAGCGAUCUGGCCAGGUUUAUGUACGACGACUCACUAAGCCCUGAAGAUGCUCUAAAGCGAUGGAAGGGCGAUGAUGACGAAUCGGAAGAGGAGAAUAUCGAGGACGACGAUGAUGAUGAUGACUUCUUCAAGAAGUCGAAACAAGAGCAGGAAGACGCCAUAGAGGAUAGGUCAAUACCCGCAUACGACUAUGAGGAUCUAGCUGCCAAGUGGGCAUCAGAGAAGAACGUCGAAGCUCUACGGAGGAAGUUCACUUCGACAGCCCUCGCUUCCGGCGAUGACGAGGACGGUGACGGGGAUGGCAGCGACUUCGAAGGCUUGGAUGACUCAAAUGAUGAAGGUGAUGGUGUCUUCGAGGAUCUCGAGGCUGAAGGUCAAGAAGAGCCAGCACAGCCCACUGCCGAGGAUAUUGAGGCCGAGCGAGAGAAGAACGCAAAGCGAAAGGAGGAACUCAAGAUGCGAUUCGAAGAGGAAGAUCGUGAGGGUUUCCUCAAUGAUAAGGCAAACGCUCGACGAGAAGGUGGAGAUGUGCAAGAGUUUGGUGAGGAUCAAUGGUACGAGGCGCAAAAGGCUAUGAUCCAAAAGCAGCUCGAUAUCAACAAGGAGGAAUUUGAGAACCUCGAUGAACGUCAACGCUCUGCUGUUGAAGGUUACCGAGCCGGCAAAUAUGCCAAGGUUGUCCUUGAGGGUGUUCCGGCCGAAUUUGUCAAGCUCUUUGACGCCCGUCGACCCAUCGUCGUUGGUGGUCUCUCCGCUACUGAAGACCGAUUCGGCUAUCUUCAGGUCCGCAUCAAGCGUCACCGCUGGCACAAACGCAUCCUCAAGACAAACGACCCCCUUAUCUUCUCUUUGGGAUGGCGUCGCUUCCAGACCAUGCCCAUUUACAGCACCACCGACUCGCGCACACGUAACCGUAUGCUCAAGUAUACACCUGAGCAUAUGCAUUGCUUCGGUACCAUCUAUGGUCCAUUAAUUGCACCAAACACAGGUUUCGUUUGCUUCAACUCUAUGUCAGCGUCUGCGCCUGGUUUCCGCAUCGCUGCUACUGGUACAAUCCUCAGCGUUGACGAGUCCACCGAGAUCGUCAAGAAGCUGAAGCUUACUGGUACACCUGCAAAGAUCUACAAGAACACCGCUUUCAUCAAGGACAUGUUCAACUCAUCUCUUGAAAUCGCGAAGUUCGAGGGUGCUUCUAUCAAGACGGUUUCUGGCAUUCGUGGUCAGAUCAAGCGUGCUUUGUCCAAGCCAGAGGGCCAAUUCCGCGCAACUUUCGAGGACAAGAUCCUUCUGAGUGACAUUGUCUUCUUGCGUGCUUGGUACCCAAUCAAGCCUCACCGAUUCUACAACCCAGUCACCAACCUCAUCGGCUGGCAGCCCAUGCGACUCACAGGCGAGGUCCGUCGUGAUCAGAACGUGCCCACCCCCCAGCCCAAGAACAGCCAGUACCGCACAAUUGAACGAGAAACGCGCCACUUCAACCCUCUCCGUGUUCCCCGCGCCCUUGCUGCCGACCUUCCCUUCAAGUCGCAGAUUGUCGAAACCAAGAAACAAAAGAAAGAGACAUACAUGCAGAAGCGUGCUGUCGUCAUGGCUCCUGGUUCCGAGGAGAAGAAGGCCCGCGCUCUCAUGCAACAGCUGCUCACAAUUCGCAACGACGCUGCUGCCAAGCGCCGUGCUGCAAAGGAGAAGAACCGCGCUGCUUUCCAGAAGAAGUUGGCAGACAGCGAGGAGAAGAAGGAAGCUCGUGAGAAACGGGAGUCCAAGGACUUCUGGAGGAAGAAUGGUCGCAAGCGUGCAGCCGCCGAAGAUGGAGGUGGCGGUAAGCGUAGGAAGUAA
Molecule: messenger RNA, 3432 nt
Organism: Fusarium redolens
Lineage: Eukaryota; Fungi; Ascomycota; Sordariomycetes; Hypocreales; Nectriaceae
Exons: 3
Coding region: 1-3432 (1143 amino acids)
Biological process (GO): maturation of SSU-rRNA from tricistronic rRNA transcript (SSU-rRNA, 5.8S rRNA, LSU-rRNA); ribosome biogenesis; endonucleolytic cleavage of tricistronic rRNA transcript (SSU-rRNA, 5.8S rRNA, LSU-rRNA)
Cellular component (GO): 90S preribosome; nucleus
Molecular function (GO): GTP binding; U3 snoRNA binding; GTPase activity
Source: RefSeq, a predicted model, not a curated record